GCAGAAUGCAAAGCAAACUAAUCCAUAGUCAAUAAUCUACUUUUCAGCACCGAACACCAUCUAGUCUUAAAGACCAAGCCAGAGCUGAAGCCUCGGUUCUACCACCACCGCCUCAACCCUCUCUUCUGCACGGUUCAAAGACAGAGAUUGCAGCAAUGUACGUAGAUCACGCGUUCUCGAUUUCGGACGAGGAUAUCAUGAUGGAAACCUCGUACACCGUCAACAACAAACCCCCCAUCAAGGAGAUCGCCCUCGCCGUUUCCCUCCUCGUCUGUGGCUUCCUCGGCAUCAUCAUCGGUUCCCUCAUGGCCUACAACCGUGUCGGCGGCGACACUGCUCACGGGAUCUUCUUUGCAAUACUGGGAACAAUCUUGUUCAUUCCGGGUUUCUACUACACGCGGAUUGCCUACUAUGCUUACAAGGGAUACAAGGGGUUCUCUUUCUCUAACAUACCCCCUGUGUAGCUACUACCUACCGGUGUCUCAAUACAUAAUUUAGGUUCCAAUAGCAUCCUCUUGUACAGAUCUCCGCUUGUUGUGUUCUAUGUUCUUUUUUUUUUGUCUGAAAAAUGAAGAGUGUUUAGAUUGUAAUUUGUAAUUACUUUAUAUGAUAUACUGCAACUUUCUAUGGUUGAAAAUUUUUAAUGUAGUCUCAAUUAUCCUGCUGAGUUUUUUCC
Molecule: messenger RNA, 676 nt
Organism: Cajanus cajan (pigeon pea)
Lineage: Eukaryota; Viridiplantae; Streptophyta; Magnoliopsida; Fabales; Fabaceae
Cellular component (GO): endomembrane system
Source: RefSeq, a predicted model, not a curated record